This is a messenger RNA of Elephantulus edwardii (Cape elephant shrew), 645 nucleotides long. RefSeq names its product ring finger protein 222 (gene RNF222). The transcript has a single exon. The record is from RefSeq and is a predicted model, not a curated record. The coding region runs from base 1 to 645 and encodes 214 amino acids. Lineage: Eukaryota; Metazoa; Chordata; Mammalia; Macroscelidea; Macroscelididae.
AUGUCCGAAGGGGAGAGCAAGGACAGCUCAGGCAGCGAGUGCCCCGUGUGCUACGAGAAGUUCCGGGACCUGGAAGGCGCCAGCCGGACCCUGAGCUGCGGCCACGUCUUCUGCCAUGACUGCCUCGUCAAAUACCUGCUGUCCACGCGCGUGGACGGCCAGGUGCAGAGGACCAUAGUCUGCCCCAUCUGCCGCUACGUCACCUUCCUCAGCAAGAAGAGCUCCCGCUGGCCCUCCAUGCUAGACAAGAGCUCCCAGACCCUGGCCGUGCCUGUAGGCCUGCCCUCUGUGCCACCGUCUGACACCCUGGGCCACACGAAUCCCCUGGCUAUCCCCCAGCCUGUCUGGAGACCAUCGUCCAGCAGCCCGAGCCCAGGUGCCCAGCUCCCCUUGGACCUGCUGCCCAGCCUGCCCCAGGAGCCCCAGAUCUUCGUCAUCAGUCGUCAUGGCAUGCCCCUGGGGGACCAGGACAGCGUCCUGCCGCGCCGCAGCCUGGCUGAGCUCUCAGAGGCCUCGCCAGCGCCCACCUCCACUCACUCGUUCUGCUGCAGGUCGCGGGCCCUGCUGCUCAUCACCCUCAUCGCCGUGGUGGCGGUCGUGGCUGCCAUCUUGCCCUGGGUCCUGCUGGUAAGGAAGCAACCAUGA